GCCGAGGCAUUCCGCGCGCUUGUGCCUGGCAUCAGCCAAUGGGGAUGCCCCAGCGACCUCCGGCACAUCGAUUUGCUGGGCUUCCCCAAAGCCUUCGUGGAUAUGGGCGCGCGGACGCGGGCGGCCCAGUUCCGGGUAUAUCAUUUGGAAGCAGCUAGCACUGGCGGACUGCGAGUUCGACAGCGCGCGGCGGGGCUGCGGCGCGCCCAUCUGGCGGCGGACGACGUGGUGAUGAAGGCUACCUGGGCCGAUUGGUUCGCCCACUCCUUCCUGCUGCAGCUGGACGCUUCGGCCGGCCACUUCGAGUUGCGCGGGGCGCAGCUCGUGAAGGCGACCUUCCAGCGGACCGCAGCAGCCUCACUACCCCAGGUGACGACGCUCGAGUUGGAGGUGCGUAUCCGGCACAAACUCAGCAGGUGGCGCGUGCCAGAGCUCCCUCGGAUCCGGGUAUCCCGCUGCAUCGAGUUCUUACAGGCACUGCGAGGACGAGCACCGCCACGAGUCUGGGCGGCGACGUGGCGCACGCUAUGGAAUGGCUGGGCCACAAGCAGGCGUACGCAGGGUGCAAGGGGCCUAGCUGGUUGCAUGUUUCGGUGCUCCGACGAGGCGCCGGACUCCAUCGAGCACUACGCCACCUGCCCGCGCUUGCACGAGGUGACAGGAAGGCGGCUGGGCCUGCCGCGCGUUGCUUUGCCGGGCGCGCGAUUGUCCUCCUUCCUCGGAUUGGAUUUCCGGGCGAACAGCGACCCGGCGAGGGCGGUCUGCGUGGCGGUCCGCGCAACCGCGGCGUAUCGCACGCAUUGUCAGUGUCGCCACGGCCAAGUUUCGCGCGGGCCGGCGGCGAUGGAGGCCCUCGACCAGUCGUGCCGCGAG
This is a messenger RNA of Prorocentrum cordatum, 873 nucleotides long. The record is from the annotation of a GenBank genome assembly. NCBI's taxonomy places the organism in Eukaryota, Dinophyceae, Prorocentrales, Prorocentraceae.